Molecule: messenger RNA, 2648 nt
Organism: Nilaparvata lugens (brown planthopper)
Lineage: Eukaryota; Metazoa; Arthropoda; Insecta; Hemiptera; Delphacidae
Product: peroxidasin-like
Exons: 16
Coding region: 13-2175 (720 amino acids)
Biological process (GO): response to oxidative stress
Molecular function (GO): peroxidase activity; heme binding
Source: RefSeq, a predicted model, not a curated record
AUCUUCCUGAUCAUGCUCUCAACAAUGUCUUUGAUGAGACUAGCUAACAUGAGGGAGUGUGCUUUGAAGCUGCCGGGAACAAAUCGAAUAGACGGACGUCCUCUGUGCAUAACUCACGAAGAUGUGAAUCAGGCAUUUUCGGACGCGAGGCAGAAAGUUGGUCUGAGAACGCUGGCGCUUCGCGAAGUUUCGGACAUCAUGCUCGACCAGCUGGGAACCACUUUACAGGAAACCACCCGCAUAUUGGCAACAAGAUUCCGGCUGAGCGGUGACGAACUAUGGGAGGCGGUGCCAGAGGCGGACGUGUCGCGGUCGGAGGCGGCCAAGCGGUGUCCGCUGUGGCUGCGCAGCGGGGGCGGAGGCGGAGGCGGAAGAGACGGAGGCGGUUGCUCGGCCACUCGCUUCCGGCGUCACGACGGCUCCUGUAACAACCUGCGUCACUCCACAUGGGGCGCAGCUCGAACUCCCUUCAAGCGUCUUCUGCCCCCCGAGUAUGCUGAUGGCAUAAGUGCUCCGAGACUGGGAGCCAACAGAUUCCCUCUCCCGCCGGCACGAGCUGUCUCGUCGAGGGUGCAUCGAGACUUCUCCAGAGACCAUGAGCACAACGUCACCAUGAUGUUUGUCGCCUGGGGACAACUCAUCGAUCAUGAUCUCACACUCACAGCUGAAGCCAAAGAGCCGGUGACAAGGAGAGACCCUGACUGCUGUGGCCAGGGCCCGAAGCACGCCAACUGCCUGCCGGCCAGCGUACCACACGACGAUCCCUUCUACCGCAAGUACAACCAGCGCUGCAUCAGUGUUCUGCGCUCCUUGGCUGGAGCUCGGCCUGACUGUCGGCUAGGUCCACGUGUGCAAAUCAACUCGCUGACAUCGUACAUAGACGCGAAUUUCGUGUACGGAUCGAGUUUCCGAAAAGCAGACAGCCUGCGACUCCUGCAAGGCGGCCUCAUGCGCACAUCCACGCCAACCUCCUUCCAGAGCCAGGGCCUCAAGCCGUUGCUGCCGCCCAAGACAGAGCAACCUGAUGAUGGCUGCAUACGUCACAAACCCGGACUGUUCUGCUUCUAUGCAGGAGAUAACCGAGUCAAUGAGCAGUUAGCACUUGGUGUAUUGCACACUGUUUUUGUUCGUGUGCAUAAUCAGAUCGCUACUGAACUCUCCAAAAUUAACCAGCAUUGGGACGAUGAAACACUGUAUCAGGAAACGAGACACAUUGUAGCAGCAAUUGUUCAACACAUAACCUAUGGAGAAUUCCUGCCGUUAUUACUUGGUCAAGACACAAUGCGUCAGUAUGGUUUAAAUUUAAAACAGGAGGGCUAUUCGAACAGCUACGACCCUGAAGUGGAUGCCAGCAUUCCGUCGUCAUUUGCAACGGCAGCUUUCCGCUUCGGACACUCACUCCUCCCCUCAGUCAUGGAGAAGCGCAGCGCCAGUCAUCAUAUUAUUGGUGAGAAGAAGCUGAGUGAAAUGCUUCAACAGCCGUAUGACCUCUACCGGCCCGGUCUCGUCGAUCAGUACUUGAUUGGCAUGGUCGACCAGUUGGCUCAAGCAAUGGAUGAUUCAAUCACUGAGGAGGUCACCAAUCAUCUAUUUCAAGAGCCUGAAAAGCAUUUUGGGAAAGAUUUGGCCACUAUAAACAUAUUACGCGCACGUGAACAUGGAGUUCCAGGAUUUAUAAAAUAUAAAAGGCUUUGUGGCUCGGAAGACAUUGACGAUUGGCCAAAAAUGGUUUAUCAUUUCCGGAAUUCCACUAUCGACCAUUACUUGGAUUUGUACAGCGACAUCGAGGACAUAGACUUGUGGUCAGCGGGGGUGGCGGAGGUGCCGCGAAGGGGUAGCCUGGUGGGGCCGACCUUCAACUGCAUCAUCGCCGGUACAUUCAGGGAUGUCAGGCGUGGCGACCGAUUCUGGUACGAAAACGAUGGCUGGCCAAGCUCUUUCACACCAGAACAGCUUUCAGAGAUCCGAAAAAUUAAAUUAUCCAGGCUUUUAUGUGAUGCUGGUGACAAUAUUCCCACCUUACAGCUGAGAGCCAUGGAAAUAAGUGACUACAAUGUGAACCCUAGAGUAUCUUGCUCAAGUGGAUCUCUGCCUACAUUGGACCUGACAUAUUGGAAAGAUUAUACGUCAAAUAAGGGACCUGACGAGUAUUUUGCAGAGAACUCAGUUGGCUGAAGCCUGUGGAGACAUUUUUUGAAACAGUAACUAUUUUCCAAGCUCUAGUCUAUCGAACAGUGGAAAUCGCUAUGAAACUCUAGAUUCUGAUUUACUCAUACGAUGGAACAACCUGGAAUGAAAGCACUUCAUAUCAACUCUUACCGCUCAUCCUUUCCUUACAGGAAUCCAUCCUUACAAAGUCAAGAAGUUUCACAUAAGAAGGAACCGUAUAAAAGUUGGGGUUGAUUCUGAAAUAGCUCUCAAUGCAUCAAUUGGUUUACUACAACUGCGUGCUGAGAAUGAACCGAGAAAUAUAGUCAAUACAAAGGAUUUUGAUAAAUUAGUGUCGAAAUCGUAUGAAUAUUAUUGAAGUAAAGAAUUACCAAUACAUCAAUCUUUACUACUUUGUAAAUUGAAGAACUUGAUCAGCUGAAAUUCAUGUAUUGAGUCAAUUGUUAUUUGUUGAAUAAAGUUUUAAAUAAUAGCUUCAA